Fragaria vesca subsp. vesca is the source of this 524-nucleotide messenger RNA. RefSeq lists its product as uncharacterized. The record is from RefSeq and is a predicted model, not a curated record. The transcript is spliced from 4 exons. Lineage: Eukaryota; Viridiplantae; Streptophyta; Magnoliopsida; Rosales; Rosaceae. The coding region runs from base 1 to 345 and encodes 114 amino acids.
AUGGAGCAGUACGGCUUCGACCCCGACGUCGCCUUGACUGAGCCGAAUCGGAAGGAAAUAAAAAAGGAACGCAGUAGCACGAUCCUCCUACUUCAGAAGAACUGCCAGGGCACGAUCUCCACACUGGAGGUAACUGCAACAACCACGUCGGGUACAAAUGGAUCACCAAACGAAAGAGGAACAACAAGGAAAAGAAAGAAACAAAGAAGAGCAGAGCACAAUCAAAUAAAAAGGAGGAGAAAAUUGAAAUCGUAUCAGCAGAGAAAGAGAACUCUUACGGGUGGAACUGGUUGGUAUGAUUCACGCCUUAAGACUGUUUCAAUUCAGUUGGUUCCUCUUCUCUGAUGGUAUAUUGGAGUACCGCUUCAUUUCCUAUGCAUAAAAGUUUAUCCUUCCCUGCACUCAUAUGAAUUGUGCUUAAUUGAAAGAAGCCAUUUGUCUUAUGUCGUUGUCUAAGUUGCUAGAAUGAGAGCAUAUAAAACAAUGAAUUCAUUAUAUGUUUAGUAACUAAUUGAUAGUUUAAA